AUGAUAACAACACCAAUGGGGUUUGGUCGUGGUCGCGGAGCCGCAAAAUCUAAAGCAGUCUCAGGAGAACUAUUCAAGAAUGUGGACACUACCCCUGGAGCCGCAGCAAAUAGUAGCAAUAGUAAUGGGUUUGGAGGUGGUAGUAAUUUAGGAGGAGGAGGAGGACAGUCCAAUGGUAGUAGUUGGAACCAGGCGUCCAACAACUCUGGUGGUUACUCUGGAGGCGGUGGAAGCUCGUUCGGAGGAGGAGAUGGUUGCCGAGUAUGCGGAGAAGAUGGUCACUUCGCCCGAGAAUGUCCCAGCAAGGGAGAAGAAAAGUGUUUCAGAUGUCAACAAACUGGUCACAGGAUCGCUGACUGCACUGAACCGGACACCAGAGAUCCUGAUGCACCCGGACCAGUGACAUACGUUCCAACGUUCGACGACUCCGAAAACGCUCUCUUCAGCGGUACCAAACUUACCACUGGACUCAACUUCAAGAAGUAUCGCAACAUUCCGUGCAAGGUCACCGGACCCGGAAGUGAACUGGUGAGAGCUGUAGAAAAGUUCUCUGAACUGAAUCUUGGGGACCAGCUGCAGAGGAACAUCGCCAGGAGCGGUUACGACGAACCAACCCCAGUUCAGAAGUGGGCUCUUCCCAUCAUCUGCGGUGGCAAGGACAUCAUGGCAUGUGCCCAGACUGGCUCAGGCAAGACAGCAGCAUUUGUUCUUCCCAUGAUUAACAUCAUAAACAACAGUGGUCCAUCCUCCUCGGAGUUCAGUUCGACUCAGACUCCUGAUGCUAUGGUUAUCACCCCGACCAGGGAACUGGCUAUGCAGAUCCACAAGGAGACGAGCAAGUUCGCGUUCUCCACCUUGUGUAAAGCUCAGCUGGCUUACGGAGGCGCAUCUGUCCAGCAUCAGAGGAGCUGUAUAAGAAGAGGCUGCAAUAUCCUCAUCGGAACCCCGGGAAGACUGAAGCAGUUUGUGACUGACGGAACUAUCAGUCUCCAGAACAUCAAGUUCUUUGUUCUCGACGAAGCUGACAGGAUGUUGGACAUGGGAUUCUCCUCCGACAUUGAAUUCUUCGCCAAAUCUCCCGGCUUUCCGCCAAAAGACCAGAGGCAGACGCUUCUAUUCAGUGCCACGUUCCCGGAGGAGGUACAACAAGUAGCCAAAACAUUCCUCAAGGCUGACUACCAGUUCCUGACAGUUGGUAUCAUAGGUUCCGCUCAGACUGACGUUACCCAGCAAGUGCUGGAGGUGGACGGCAGAGCUAAAACAGCCAAAGUUAAAGAGGUCCUCAACUCGAUAGGACAAGGCCAGAAGACUCUAAUAUUCGUGAAGACCAAGAAACAGGCUGACUUCCUGGCGUCCCUGCUCUCUCAGGAAGACUUUGGAGCCACCAGUAUCCACGGAGACCGACAACAGAAGGAGCGAGAGAUGGCACUGAGAGACUUCAGGACAGGAGCUCACCCCAUCCUCGUAGCCACCAGUGUAGCAGCACGUGGGCUGGAUAUUGCUGGGGUUACCCACGUGAUCAACUAUGAUAUGCCUGAUGAGAUAGAUGAGUAUGUUCACAGGAUUGGUAGGACCGGUAGAGCUGGUAACACUGGUAACUCCAUCUCUUUCUUUGAUCCUUCUCAGAACAGCGACCUCGCUAGAGCGCUCGUAAAGAUCCUUUCUGAAGCUCAACAGGACGUACCUAGUUGGUUAGAGGAGCUGGCUAGUGGAGCAGGUGCAGCCGGAACUGGAGGCUGGAACUCUCGUGGAGGAGGUGGAGGUGGAAGAGGAUUUGGAGGAUCAGAUGUCAGGGACAGUGGCUGGGGAGGAGGAGACAGUGGUAAUACUGCUAGUGCCGGUUGGAAUAUGAACGAUGGUCCUGCUAGUGACGAGCUUUGGUAGAUUAAGUACAAUCUAUAACCAACUUUAAAACUACAAUUCAACCAACUUUAACUCUAUAAUAUUGGUUCCCUACCAAUAUUGAACUAUUAUUGUUUCUGUACUUAUUGUUUUAGUACCGACAUUACUCUGCUAUUACCAUCUACAGUUCUUCGGCUAUAAAUAUAAACUCAUUUGAGUGAACGUUGUUUUAGUCUAGAGGUUUUAGAAGGAAUUCCUCUAUUCUAUAAGAUGUUUGUUAAUUUUUUAGUUGGUUCUAUUCCUCAGUGUUACCAUGGUAACUUGAUGGGCAUGUCCGUACUUGGCAGUGGAGUAGUUAUUAGUGACUUCUAUAGUGACUUGCCGCUAUUCAGUUACCAGUCUCACUGCUAGAGGUACUGGACCUGCUGACCCACCCCCUGAUAUCAGACUAAUUAACUAGCCAGCUCCUUCCCCUCUCCUGGCUGGAAGUUUAAUUUACUAAUUAAUUGAUAAUUAGUAACAAUUCUGCUAUUGAUCGCCCUGCUUGUAUAGGGUACUGUAGCACACUAAUUAUCUAAUGUCAAUUAGUUAAAAUAGUUACAAAAAUAAAUACUCAAUGUGAGUGUUUCGACUUCUAUUCGGUAGAGGUGUAGAAGGAGAUCUAAAUUGGCGCACCGCCAGGUCCCUUAGGCGGCCUGUUGGCGUACCGCCAGGUCCCUUGGGCGAUCUGUUGGCGCACUGCAAGUCCCUUAGGCGACCUGUUGGCGCUCUGCCAAAUAGUGGCUACUGAAAUUAGUGUUUAUCGGAGGCGUGCUGGUCAUUAAGUUAAGGAUCCGAGCUCUCCGCCUGGUCCCUUCGUAAUUAAUUAACUGAUUAAUUGAUUACUAAUUGCUGACUAGAGCUGUUGGCAGAUCUCGAGAACUGGGGCCAGGCGAGGGGCUAAUUAAAACUGGGGAACUAGAUCCAACUUAUGUCUCUGAGAACACUGAUUGUUUAAUAAAUUAGGUCAUUUUCGACCCAUUUUCAUCAAUAACUGUAAUUGUAAUUCAACGUUUGAUUAUAAUUUUUAACUUAUUCUUUUUAUUCCAAACAUGUAUUCUUGAGCGAGACUUUUUUACGUUAUUGGAGUCAGCUAGAUUUGAAACAUCGGACACUACUUUUUAUUGUUCAUUAAAAUGUAACAUUUUUGGAAUUGUCUAUGUCAGAUUAUUUCUCUACUUAGAUGCUGAUUUGUACAGAAUAGCAAGAUACAAAUCGUCCAUCUGUUUAAGUUUUUUCAAAAUCAUUAUUUUA
This is a messenger RNA of Bolinopsis microptera, 3135 nucleotides long. Its product is annotated as probable ATP-dependent RNA helicase vasa-like. Gene Ontology annotation, biological process: gamete generation; cell differentiation. Gene Ontology annotation, molecular function: ATP binding; zinc ion binding; RNA helicase activity. The transcript has 12 exons. NCBI's taxonomy places the organism in Eukaryota, Metazoa, Ctenophora, Tentaculata, Lobata, Bolinopsidae. The record is from RefSeq and is a predicted model, not a curated record. Gene Ontology annotation, cellular component: nucleus; P granule. The coding region runs from base 1 to 1884 and encodes 627 amino acids.